GAGAUUUCACUUAAAAUGGCUCUCAGUUUCUGUGCAACUAGCCUGAAGUGUCUGGGCUGCACGGCCCGGGAUGACUUUAGCAGGCGGUACGAGUGCAGCGUGUGCGGGUCGAAAGUCAUGUACUGCGGCAACUGCUUCGACAAAGGCCUCAACCGCCCCACACAGAAACACAAGUACUAUCACCCCAUGAAGAUCAUCUACGAUGGUCGUUUCUUCGACCUAGUCUUUACGGGCAAGAUGUCACUAAAUGCCAACGCUCCGCAGUGCUUCAAGUGCCCCUUCUGUGACAAGAUGGACUUCACCCCCGAGGAGCUCCAGUCGCAUGUAAUUGAGAAUCACGAAGGGCACCCAGAUGGGCCAGAUUUUCUGGGUAUUCUGGAGAGGAUGAUCCAAGGGGAACUCAUGACAACUGCAGAAGAAAUAGAAAACAAAAUGGCCACAGAGAUUCGCUGCCAAGAGAAGUCCCGCGGAGGCCUAAGCUAUGAGGUCAUCCUUGCCGAGCCGGCACCCAAUGUGGCCGUCCCCAAGCGGCCGGUCACCCCCGGCAAGAACGUUAGCGUAGAGGAGAUAGAGCAGAAACUAAAGGCGGCAGAGGAACGUCGCAUCUCUCUAGAAGCAAAGAAGAUGGCUGAUAUUUCGAACAAGCUGGCAAAGGUUGAGGAGGCCACUCGCAAAAAGGACGAAAUCACCAAUGAGUUUAUAACUCAGACGAAGGAGCAGCUGGAGUCGAAAAUGGAGCUGCACGUAGAGAAGCGAGAGGCAAUCAUCAGUGACAUGAAGGAGAAGCUAAAGAUUCAUGCGCAAGAGAUCGAAAAGACCCGGGAAACUCUUGAGCAGCAGAAGGCCAACGAGCAGAAGGCAAUUGAGGAAAAAUUGAAGAUUGCCCAGUCUUUGCGCGACGAGAAUAUCAAGAAAAUGUUGGAUCGCCUUAAGGAGCAUAACACAGUCAAAAUUGCCGAAAUCAAAUCGCAGAACGAUCAAUUGGAAUGUCAAAAGCUCGAGGAGAAGGCUCGCAUUUAUGAAAACAAAUUGUUCGCUGCCGAGCAGAACCGCGAAAAGGAAUUGCAAAAAAAAAUUGAAAAAGUUCAAAAACUUGAGCGCCGUGCAGAGAUAGUGCGCCAAAACAAGGCCCACUCUCAGGACCUAGAUGGUCAGCAGAGCCCCAUUGCCUCUUCCGGCUAGAGGGGCAGACCUUGCUUCGAGAGCUGUGCUCACUCACCGCAAACCAGGCGACUAUAAAAAGAACAGCAACACUGCAUAAUACACCAACACAUAUUUAAGCAGGAAAACACUUAAAACUCAAAGAAAUUUCUUCAAAAUUUUCAAGUAUUAUGAAAGCAAACGAAAAGGCAUGAGGAAAAACUCAAGAUACCGCUGAGCGAGUUGAGCCACAUAGCAACCAAACAUUUACUCAAGAGCUCUACUAAUAAGACACUACCACAAAAAGCUACGACAAAGCGAAAAGAAAUGAAUGCUUACAGCAAAUUUAUCCAAAAACAUUAGUAACGGAAAUCUACACUUAAACUUAAACGCCCAGACAGAAGAGCCCUUAAAAAUGCGCGUCGUUUCAGUUCUAAAUAGUUUAGUUUUGGAUCAAUUAUUUUGAAUGUUUUAGUGUUUUGUUGAAGUUUUCCUUAAAUUGCUGUGGCAUCCGACUGAGGUUUACUCAAAAUAAUAUAAGCACGCUGUAUUUUCACCUAUUAAUGGCUUCUGCGAGUAUAAUUUUAAAAAGUUUGUUUAAUUUAAAUAAAUAUAUGAGUUAUUAAUGUACUAACUUGCAAAAAAAUAUAUAUACAUGCUGAAUAUAGUUUGAUACUAAUGAGUACAGUUUAAGUUUUGCAUUUUCUAUAUAUAAAAUAAAUGUCUAACAGAAAAAAUACAUACGAAAUGCUUAUAAAAUUCAAUAAAAAUCAAAUAUCUUGUAAGUCACACGAAACGCAUUUUGGUUUUAUUUACAAACAACACGAACACCAUAAAAGCAGAUAUAGACAUUAACAUAAUUAAAAACACUACAUAUAGGCAUACAAAAAUGUGUGUAAUAUUAUAUGGAAAUGAAUAUUUUGUCUAACGUCGAGUUAUUUUUAGAAAUGGGUCUAAGAGGAGUGAAGGGGGGUUAUAAUAAAAAGUAUUUAGGGCAAAUCAAAUGGAAUAUUUAGGAAAAUUUUUUCCAAACCUGCGAGUUUUUUUUAAUUUUGCACCAAAUGGCGCUUGAAGGAUUAGCUUAAAUUUAAAAUCAUAUACCGUUAUAUAUGUGUACUCGUGUAAAACUAUGGCUUCUACAAACAAAUAUCAAUAACAUAAAACUCUUAACAAAAGUGCAUUGGCAAAACAACUACACGCACAGACCUCCAAGUUACUCAGACACGAACAUUUCCAAGCGAUCCCAAGAAAACUAACUUAAAAACAAACAAGCAUCAAUACAAUUGACAAAAAUGCUCUGAUAUUAACUCAAUUAAUGAUAUAUGAAUGUCUAAUCAAAUGCAAAAUGCAGCCGAACAAAUCUUUCUAGUAUAAACAAUCCAAUGAGAAAAUGGCCAUUAUUGAGUCAAUAUUCUCAACACAAACCAAAUGUACGAUCGCUUACGAACACACUUUUUCUAUGUUCACGCGUAAAUUAAGUUCAUAAAGCCAUAAAUAAAUGACCAUAUGCGAGCAAAUUACUUAUAACAAUUGUAUAAUAAAACAGCAUAAAACAAA
Drosophila eugracilis is the source of this 2697-nucleotide messenger RNA. It is a transcript of the gene stai, whose product is annotated as stress response protein NST1. Lineage: Eukaryota; Metazoa; Arthropoda; Insecta; Diptera; Drosophilidae. Gene Ontology annotation, molecular function: tubulin binding. Gene Ontology annotation, biological process: microtubule depolymerization; regulation of microtubule polymerization or depolymerization; neuron projection development. Gene Ontology annotation, cellular component: neuron projection; cytoplasm. The record is from RefSeq and is a predicted model, not a curated record.